Messenger RNA from Cucurbita moschata (crookneck pumpkin), 1631 nucleotides. RefSeq names its product probable prolyl 4-hydroxylase 4. The transcript has 8 exons. NCBI's taxonomy places the organism in Eukaryota, Viridiplantae, Streptophyta, Magnoliopsida, Cucurbitales, Cucurbitaceae. Gene Ontology annotation, cellular component: endoplasmic reticulum. The record is from RefSeq and is a predicted model, not a curated record. The coding region runs from base 62 to 964 and encodes 300 amino acids. Gene Ontology annotation, molecular function: L-ascorbic acid binding; procollagen-proline 4-dioxygenase activity; iron ion binding. Gene Ontology annotation, biological process: peptidyl-proline hydroxylation to 4-hydroxy-L-proline.
UUUUCUCCGAUCACUCUCUCUCUCUCUCUCUCUCUCUCUCUAAUUUAAUCCGAUCGAGACUAUGUCCAAAUUUCGCAAUCUGUUAUUUCUCUUCUUGAUUUUGAUCUCAUCGGUUGUUCGGGAAUCAAGUUGUUCGUAUGCUGGUUCGGCUACCUCCACCGUAGAUCCUAGUAAAGUGAAGCAGAUUUCAUGGAAACCGAGAGCUUUUGUAUAUGAAGGAUUUCUCACGGACCUAGAAUGCGACCAUCUGGUUUCUAUAGCGAGAUCCGAGCUAAAGAGAUCUGAAGUUGCUGAUAAUGAUUCAGGAGAUAGCAAGCUCAGUACUGUUCGAACGAGCUCAGGAAUGUUCAUUUCUAAGAGCAAGGAUCCUAUUGUUUCUGGCAUCGAGGACAAAAUUGCUGCAUGGACUUUUCUUCCAAAAGAGAAUGGAGAGGACAUUCAGGUAUUGAGAUAUGAGCAUGGCCAGAAGUAUGAAUCACAUUAUGAUUACUUUGUUGACAAGGUUAAUAUUGCCCGGGGAGGACAUCGUUUAGCUACAGUCCUUAUGUAUCUCUCUAAUGUGACCAAAGGCGGUGAAACAGUUUUUCCCUUGGCUGAGAAAUCUCCCCGCCGGAGGGCUUCUGAAACAGACGAGGAUCUCUCAGAGUGUGCAAGGCAAGGAAUUGCAGUGAAACCAAAGAAAGGCGAUGCCCUUCUUUUCUUUAGUCUCGAACCAAAUGCAAUCCCAGACACCAAUAGUCUCCAUGGAGGCUGCCCUGUUCUUGAAGGAGAAAAAUGGUCAGCAACAAAGUGGAUUCACGUUGACUCUUUCAGCAAAAACUUGGGAAACAUUGGGGACUGUUCGGAUCUAAACGAAAGCUGUGAGAGAUGGGCUGCCUUAGGGGAGUGCACCAAAAACCCUGAGUAUAUGGUCGGAUCUCCGGAGCUUCCAGGCUACUGUAGGCGGAGUUGCAGGAUCUGUUGAUACACUCCAAAUUUGGAUACCUUUUGGCGCUAUCUUAUGCCUUUUGAACUCUGAAGCACGGAUGAAUGAAGCAGUAGCCGUCGGGUAAUUAUAACUCUACUUCUCUUUUUUUCUUAAUAUGAUUGAAAAAUAUAUUUCUUUUUGUCGAAAAUUACUUGUUUUAUUUGUGUGAUCAUAUAUUGAUCACCUUAACUCCUAUUAAGAAACCUCCGUUACGUUUUUCUUAAUCGAACUAGUUUAAUUUUUCACCAACGAAAGGUAACCUUAUUGGUCACCCCUAUUCUCGUAUUGUUUUUUUUUUCAAUAAAAACUAAGUUUGAUUGAAAGUACAAUUUUUAACCUAUAUAUUAUAUUAGAAAAGUUGCACAUUAUUCCCCCCAAAAAAAAGCCUAACUUGAUAGGUGGUGGUUGUUGGUUCAGCCAUUGUUCUUCUCAUCCUUCAGCAUUAUAUUUGGCUCAUUGUAAAUAGUUCUGAUGUGAUGAAUUCAGCGAACUCCAGGAACCCAGCAGGACUUUUCAAUCCAUCUGAAACCAAAGGACAAAGGAAGAAAAGAGGUAAAAAUAGGUAUUGACAAAAAAUUAUCCAUUUAAUAUGUAGGAGUGAGAUCGAGCAAAAACUCGCGGUUUUUGGUAAUUUAUUAGAAAGAACGAAAGAAAGAUUCCGUAA